Phanerochaete carnosa HHB-10118-sp is the source of this 373-nucleotide messenger RNA. RefSeq lists its product as uncharacterized. NCBI's taxonomy places the organism in Eukaryota, Fungi, Basidiomycota, Agaricomycetes, Polyporales, Phanerochaetaceae. Bases 4 to 168 code for a protein of 54 amino acids. The record is from RefSeq and is a predicted model, not a curated record. The transcript has a single exon.
ACAAUGAGCCACGCGCUUCCGGCAGGCACUGUUGUCACGACGUCUUCCGAGCCGCGGGAGUUUUCGAAGACGACCGCCCAGGACCUUAGCCUGGAGCACUCCUCCCUCUGCGGUCUGUCCGAGCAACGCUCGUCAUUGUCGAAGAUCCAAUUGUCAAUCUUCACAUAAACAUCCUCGUCUAACAAGCUAUGGAUCCGUGCGAGGUCCGACGGGAAAUCGCGCGGGCUAUUAGCACCGUCCUAUGACCAUGAGACGGCAACGCAAGAGGGCAGGUCAAGGGCUCGAGGAACGGAACCCAGAGCGCGCGACGAAUGUCAUGGGUGUGCCACCGGCAGAGCUGGCUCAAGUUUUACCGGGAUGAACGUUCUGCUUU